Molecule: messenger RNA, 1173 nt
Organism: Schistosoma mattheei
Lineage: Eukaryota; Metazoa; Platyhelminthes; Trematoda; Strigeidida; Schistosomatidae
Source: the annotation of a GenBank genome assembly
AUGAAUUAUAUAUGGUUAAUAUGGUGUAUGCUAACAUGGAUAACAGCUAUCUUAUGUACCAUUGGUUGUUUAUUACCAUAUUGGUUAGAUGGUAAAAUUUUUUCCAAUUAUGAAAUCACUACUCAUGAACAAAAUCUAAUAAAACAUACUACUACUAUUACUACUACUUAUAAUACAGAUAUAUCAAGUACAUUAAAUUUAUUUCGUCGUUGUAUUUAUCCAGUAUAUACAAAUGUAAUCACAGAUAUUUUAUCAGAAAAUCCAUUUAAAGCAAAAUUAUUUUUUAAUCAACCAAUUAAUUAUAAAUUAAAUAUAAACCAACAUUAUUUAGAAUCAUCACUUAUUCAUAUACAAACUAAUUGUGGUUAUUAUCAAUUUUUUGAUAUACCUCAUAUAGCAUGGAGAUUUAGUUUAAUCUUAUUAAUUAUAAGUUGUUGUAGUUUAUUUUUUUUAGCAUUUCUAUUAUCAUUUACUGGGAUUAUUAUUAACUGGUCUCUUAAUCCUAUUAUGUUGCAUCUGUUUCCUAUUGGAUGGUCUGACAAUGAUGAAAUUAUUCAAAUAUGUGGUGAAAGGCGUUCACGAUUCGAUCUAGGUCACUGUCAACUUGGAUGGGCCUAUGUCGUAACAAUAAUGAGUGGUUUGUUAUCAAUCUUUAGUUCUGUCUUUCCAAAUCUAUGCUUUCCAAAGAUACUAUUUGAAAUUAAACAAAAUAACAAAUCUCAGCGUAUUAAAUCUAAUGAAAAACAGACAGAUGAUGGAUUAAUACCACAUUUUUUAUCACAUGACUUGUCAAUGACGCCAACAAUUUUAGCACCAGCCACACCAGGUGGACCACCAUCAAUUGAAACUGUAUCAACUAGUUUACGUACGUCUGAUCCACGUAUUCAUCAUGUUGGUUUCGAAUCACCAUGGUUAAAAACUUGGGCUUGCUUAAAUACACCCACUCAACAUCAAUCACAUGGGCCAGUAUUACUAAUACACCCAGAUUAUAAUUUAUCUUCAUAUGCAGGUGGUUGUUAUAAUGGAGAUAAUCAAUUAGGCUAUAGUCAAGGAAGUUUAGAUGACACUUCAUCAGUCGGGACAGAGAAGAAAUCUGCUAUUGUUAAUUCAAUGAAACCAGAUGUCUCCAAAACUUUAACGCAGAACAUGGAAAACAAUAAAAGUAACAAUUAG